Molecule: messenger RNA, 1699 nt
Organism: Scomber japonicus (chub mackerel)
Lineage: Eukaryota; Metazoa; Chordata; Actinopteri; Scombriformes; Scombridae
Gene: lzic
Product: leucine zipper and CTNNBIP1 domain containing
Exons: 7
Coding region: 195-764 (189 amino acids)
Molecular function (GO): beta-catenin binding
Source: RefSeq, a predicted model, not a curated record
AUGAGCUACGUUCACAACCACAGCGGCCAGCACUAAACAUUUCCAAACACCUACUUCAAAGUUGUCGUUUUUUGCGGAUUUCAGUGAAGUCAUUCCGCUGGUUUUACGACACGUUGGUCAAGCUGAUACAAACAUUUGACUCGGUGGUUUGAGCACAAAGAAAGCCCAGAUUGGAAAUAUAACUUGAACAAACGAUGGCUUCCCGCGGGAAAUCAGAAACUGGAAAAUUGAGGCAAAACAUGGAAGAGCAGCUUGACAGACUGAUGCAGCAGCUUCAGGAUCUGGAGGAAUGCAGAGAAGAACUAGAUGAAGAGGAAUAUGAGGAGACCAAGAAGGAAACCUUGGAACAGUUGAGUGAGUUCAAUGACUCUCUGAAGAAGAUCAUGACAGGAGACAUGACGCUUGUGGAUGAGCUCAGUGGGAUGCAGCUGGCAAUCCAGGCUGCCAUCAGCCAAGCGUUCAAAACCCCAGAGGUGAUCCGACUUUUUGCUAAGAAGCAGCCAGGACAGCUGAGAACCAGACUAGCAGAGAUGGACCGAGAUGUUAUAGUGGGGAAACUGUCGCGGGAUCUGUAUACACAGCAGAAAAUGGAAAUCCUCACAGCCUUGAGAAAACUGGGAGAGAAGCUUACUGCAGAGGAUGAGACUUUUCUCUCAGAAAAUGCCACUGCUACUCUGAGCCAGUUUGAAAAAGUCACUGCAAACUCAGGGUCUGAAGAUAAAAUUAUGGCUUUAGCUAGCUCUGGUGUGAAAACCAAGGCAUAGUAAUUACACAAAAAUGUUGAUUUUAAGUCGACUUUUUUUUUAUCACCAACAGAGAAAAUGUGCCAAUUGAUUUUGUAAAUAAUCACUUGUAGGUGUUGCUGUAGAUGCUAACACUUUUUAACAGUAUUGUUUUAUAGCCCUCAAUGUAUUUUAUGUGUUCGGAUGAGUGUAUAAUGUAUCAUAGGUACGAGCAUGUGAUUUGUUAAAUAUGAAGACAUGUACAUGAAUGUGAAAGAGUGUCCAGGUUGUUCAUGAGGAAUAAUUCUGUUGUGAUUUUUUUUUUGCUGUAUUUCUUAUUGGGUUGCUGUGUCAGUGUAUCCAUCUGUCUAAAAUCUUAAAAAUUCAGUGGUGUUUUAAGAUGUUGAGUGCUGCAAAUGUAAUAUUAUUAUAAAGAUGCAAUAUCAUUUUAAAUCAACUGUGCUGUCUACAGGACAAAAUAACAGAAAUACAACAUGAAACAACUUUGAAGUGACUAAAUUACACUACAAAGACAGUAACACUAGAACAUGUGCAAUAUUCAUACAGUAAGACUUGAUAAUAUGCAGCAGUGUGUCAGGCUUUCAAAGCAAUCAAGUAAUAAACAUCCAAAUAUGAAUCACAGGUAGUCACAAAAGGUUUUAAAUAGUGAAUGACUCAAAAACGAUGGAAAAUAUAUUUACGCCUUACAUGAACAGUCAUUACUGCCAUUUGGACACAUGUAUGUAUUAACCAGACAGGACGUCUGGGAAACAUGGUCCAGUGAGUCUUUAACCAGUUUGCCUGGAAUGGGAUAUGAAAGCCAUUGGAUGGAUUUGUUGCCAUCAUGAAGAGUCUGUGAUGGUUUCAGCAGCUACUGGAUCUCACGGGAGGCAUUCAGUUUGAUUAAUGUGAUUGUUUAACAGCCAAGGAACAUAAGGUCACUUUACAGGACCAGACCACACUGUUCUUCAUGGUGU